Messenger RNA from Pleurotus ostreatus (oyster mushroom), 879 nucleotides. RefSeq lists its product as uncharacterized. Bases 1 to 879 code for a protein of 292 amino acids. Gene Ontology annotation, molecular function: small GTPase binding. Gene Ontology annotation, biological process: vesicle-mediated transport. NCBI's taxonomy places the organism in Eukaryota, Fungi, Basidiomycota, Agaricomycetes, Agaricales, Pleurotaceae. The transcript has 7 exons. The record is from RefSeq and is a predicted model, not a curated record. Gene Ontology annotation, cellular component: membrane; Golgi apparatus.
AUGGCGUACGUGUCAGUCGAAUCAGAUGAGAGAAUGGAAGAAGGCCCGGAAGGCCUUGAAUUCAAAUCAUUCUUGGGUGCAGAUCCAGCAGCGCCCAAUCCCAAUGCAGGCAGGUCCCCCGGCGUAGGCAGCGCCGACAGAGGUUACCUCCAGGACCAACCCAAAGGAAGUUCUGGUUUCUGGCAAAUUGAAUACUACCAGCCAUACUUUGAUGUGGAUACCAAAACUGUUAUCAAGCGAUGUUACUCAACGCUCAUACCCUCCAAUUCUGCCUACUCUACACUGCUCAACCCCUCGCCUGAUCUUUACGGUCCUUUCUGGACCCUCACCACUCUCAUAUUCACACUAUUCCUCAGUUCAUCCCUUGCUGCGUCCAUCGCGUCAUAUAUGUCAGAAGGGGAGUACGAUUACAAUUUCCAGCUCUUGUCUAUCUCCGUCUCUCUCGUUUAUGCAUAUGGCCUUGGAGUUCCGGUAGCUCUGUGGGUAGCGCUUCGUUACCUGGGUGUGGGUGAAUGGAGUGUGGUAGAAGCGGUCUCCAUCUGGGGUUAUGGCCAGUUCGUUUGGAUACCUGUAUCUCUACUCUGCGUCAUACCCGUCCCCCUUCUCCGUUGGUCUCUUGUCGGAGUCGCUUUCGGGCUCUCAGGCUAUUUCCUUGUGGUCAACGUUUAUCCAAUAUUGACCAUGGCUGAGGCCAAGGCUACACGGCUUCUUAUUGUCGUUGUAGCAGUCCUUCACGCUGCACUGGCUCUGACAUUCAAAGUGCUUUUCUUCAGCUACUAUGUAGCAGACGCUAUCGGUCCGGAUAUCCCACUACCAGGCUCAGAAGCUCCUGCGGACAACUCUACGUUAACUACCAUCGUCGAGCGAAUGUUCUCCUAG